ACAAUAACAAUUGUGGUGCGUAGCCGAGUUCCGACGCAAGCGCAUAGCUUCACUCCGUAGUCGCUCGUGAGCUGCUGUUAGUGCGGCGACGUGCUUUAAGUCAUUACGAAGAACUUACGUAAAAAAAUAUUGCGCGAGUUUUAUUAUUGAAACAAUUAUUAUAACUUUAUUGGAACUACACGUGUAUGGAUUGAGUGUGUAUUGUGGACCAAAAUGGAUUUAUCUUGUGGCGAGAAUCUGCCUAAUUCUGGCAAUCGCAGCGGGGGCAGCGGAAGAGCUGUAGACAUGUGUGUCGCCGGCCCCGAUCGGGCCUUGGACCGCGACCCUCGACUCAUGCUGAACCUCCUAACAUUGGAGCGAGCACAUGCUCUGCACACAGAUUACUUCCAAACUGUACAGAUUGAUAUACAGCCGUUCAUGAGGAAAGUUGUCACGACAUGGAUGCUAGAGGUGUGCGAGGAACAACAAUGCGAGGAGCAGGUGUUCCCACUAGCGGUGAGCUACAUGGACCGGUUCCUGUCGCACCGCGCCAUCUCGCGGCAGCAGCUGCAACUACUCGCUGUCACCGCGUUGCUCCUGGCCUCCAAGUUCAGGCAGUGUCACCCGCUGUCUGUUGAUCUGCUCUGUGCUUACACAGACAACUCUGUUUAUCCUAAUGAAGUCAGGCAAUGGGAGGUGAUGCUGCUGCAGAGAUUGAAUUGGCAGUUGUCUAUCGCGACAGCAUUCGACUUCGUGGAUCCAUUCCUAGCGAGGCUGUCCUGGGGCAGAGACAACGCUCUGGUCCGGACACAUGCACUCACUCUCACCUCGGUCUGCUAUACUGAAACGGAGUUCCUCUUGGUGCCGCCAUCUCUGAUCGCUGCCGCCUGCAUAACAGCUGCGGCGCGGGGUCUGCGCGUGCGCAUGUCAGUGAACGAGCUGUGUGCGAUGACGCGCGCGCCCGCCGCCGCCGCUGAACUGGUCGCCAGGCAUGUGGAGCGGGUUCUGGCACGAGAGACCCAACCUCAGGAACCCAGGACGAGACAUCUGCAACCUAUCAAAGUGACAACGCCGGAACAAACACAACUGCCCGAUACACCUACAGAUGUACAAGAUGUACAUUUUUGAUUUGGUCUGCUAUUGCUUGUUAUUGUGGUUAUUAGUACUCGAUAGUUCAUUUGGAAAUUGCUCAAUGACAUCAAUUUAAGCUUUUGAGCAUUCUCUUCUUCACACAAAAUCUCUCCGCUGGAACAAUGCUCUAAAGUGAGUCUUAGCUUUCUGACAAAAGAUUCAUCGUUGAUUCGUUUUGUAAAUGAUUUUGUAAAUUUAUUUGAUAUUUUCAUUGUAAUUGUUCGUCCAUUGAAAGAUAAUUUAAGUGAGUUUUGUUAUUAUUCAUCAAUAACUAAUCAACGAUUGAAAAAGAUAUUUUUCAAAUGUCAAGAAGAAAUUAUAAACAAAAAAAUUAUGUAAGUAAGGAAAUAUUGAAAUUUCUGUUAAAAUAAGAAAUAUUAAUGUCACAAAUUCCAUACAUUCCAUGUAUUACAAAUUUUAUAAAGCUCAUUGUAGGUUAUUGUUGUUUUGAUAUUGACUUUAGACCCACGUGGAGUGAAUUGAUCUCAUCGGUAAACAAAUGGAUCCCCGCUUACAUUGUCAGCGGUCAUGUUUUUUGUCCGCACACCUGGUUCGUUCAGAAAAACAAAUCUGGAGAAAUAUUUUUUUUUGCUACGUUUCCUCUUAAACGGCUAUAGUAAAAUUGUACAAUGAUCUCAAAUUAUUUAUGUAAAAUAUCAUCUUAAGUUAGGUUAACUUUAUUUAUUGAUUGUGUAUCUGUUAAUAGCUUAACUUUAGCUUAAUUCUGAUCAGGUCAUUCCUGUUUAUUUGAUCUCCGUGAAUUCCAAAAAAAAAAACAAUAUUAUUUUAAGCUUCAAUUGAUUUACCGUUAAUCAUUGCAUAAACAUUUACAUUGCAAAAGUUGCUAAAUGAAUUCGAUUUGUAUUAUGUUGAAAAACAUAAGUUUUGCAGGAAUAAUAUAUCAGUAAAUUUCAUUUUACAUGUAUAUGAGAAAUGUAAAAUAAGUGAUUCUCACCGAAUAUUUAUAAUAGCGAAUAUGGAUUGACUGUAGUUUUGUAUUGUCAAAUUAACUUAAUUACACAUUUUAAUUAAGUGUAAUCACAAUGUGUGGUGUUUAGGAGUGUUUAGUAAAUUUAUUCGUAAGAUCUCACUGUGUUGCAAGUUCGAAAUGAAUUGUACCGUACAAUCGAAAAUGUAUUUACCUUUAAGGAACUUCAUGUAAAACUGUUGAGAUGUUAAUAUUUAUUUAGGUCGAUGUUAUGUUUUAGUAAAUUCUAGUCACAUGUUUACACAUUCCUGUUUUCGACCAAACUUUAGUUUAAGUUUAGUUAAUUAGAGUUGUACUUAGCUAAGUUAAGGUAGUGUAUUUGAUUUGUAUUUUGUCCUAAAGAGUGUUUACUAUAUUCUAAACGAUUUUUUUCUUUAUGUACUAUUUAAAUAAAGGACAGAAUAUACAUCAAGAUUAUGCUUUUUAUAGCGUAAGCGUAUUUGUAGUAGUCGUAGGGCACAGAAGUGCUUCGAGCAAAGUAUCGAUGCGCAUCGAAAGCCGUUACGGACGAUAAUUAAAACAAUUAAUGGACGAGCUUUUUGACUUUCACUAUAAAUUCUUUUACUGAAUAUAAUUACCUAUGAACUUUAUAUAUUUCAUUAAUAACUGUAAUUAUUUUUCCUAACGACUGUACAAGUGUUGUCGAGUUGAUUAUUUCGGUAACAGAACUUAUGAGAACAAACCAUGUAUGUACUUAGAUUUUUAAAUUAAAUAUGCGUAGAAAAGAACUCUUAGAAAUAAUUUGGACUUAGUCGAAUCGUU
Papilio xuthus (Asian swallowtail) is the source of this 2860-nucleotide messenger RNA. It is a transcript of the gene cycD, whose product is annotated as cyclin D. The transcript has 4 exons. The record is from RefSeq and is a predicted model, not a curated record. Bases 214 to 1107 code for a protein of 297 amino acids. Lineage: Eukaryota; Metazoa; Arthropoda; Insecta; Lepidoptera; Papilionidae.